AUGGAUUUCAUGACCAGAUCAUUUGAGAUUGAAUUGCAAGAGCUGCAAGCACAAAGUAUGCUGGAAAGUAAUGUGGAACGAGAAGAAGAAAUGGAGAAGCUACGAGUGGAACUGGUCGAAGCAACGAAAGCAGCGCGAAAGCUUUUUGGUGCAGCUGUCACUCGCCCAGUCGAUGAUUCCACUAGGCAGAUGCAUCAAAAAAUUUUGGAACUCAGUGAGGUUGGUCUAACACUGCCCUCGUUUUCCAAACUAUUUUUUCCAGUUGUACGACUCGUAAUAAAUGUACUAAGAAUACGGGGCUGUCUGGGCAGUCACUGUAGAUGA
This is a messenger RNA of Gongylonema pulchrum, 324 nucleotides long. NCBI's taxonomy places the organism in Eukaryota, Metazoa, Nematoda, Chromadorea, Rhabditida, Gongylonematidae. The record is from the annotation of a GenBank genome assembly.